This is a messenger RNA of Puccinia triticina, 237 nucleotides long. RefSeq lists its product as uncharacterized. The record is from RefSeq and is a predicted model, not a curated record. Lineage: Eukaryota; Fungi; Basidiomycota; Pucciniomycetes; Pucciniales; Pucciniaceae. Bases 1 to 237 code for a protein of 78 amino acids. The transcript is spliced from 2 exons.
AUGGACAAGGACCUCAAAACAAAGCUGCCAAUCAAGCUCGACAGGAUGCUGCCAAUCAAGCUCGACAGGAUGCUGCCAAUCAAGCUCAAUCAACCUCGCAAGCCAAUCAACAAGCAUAUGAAAAAAGAUAACAAAGACCAAUAUGAUGAAGAUGAAGAUGAAGACACUUUACCUUCCCCAUCUUCUCUUUUUCCUGUAUCAGAUCCAACUCUCGACCCCAGCUUGGAUUUCUUGUAG